This is a messenger RNA of Fonsecaea multimorphosa CBS 102226, 2463 nucleotides long. RefSeq lists its product as uncharacterized. The transcript has a single exon. The record is from RefSeq and is a predicted model, not a curated record. Gene Ontology annotation, cellular component: elongator holoenzyme complex. Gene Ontology annotation, molecular function: sequence-specific DNA binding; protein binding; DNA-binding transcription factor activity. NCBI's taxonomy places the organism in Eukaryota, Fungi, Ascomycota, Eurotiomycetes, Chaetothyriales, Herpotrichiellaceae. Gene Ontology annotation, biological process: regulation of DNA-templated transcription; tRNA wobble uridine modification. The coding region runs from base 1 to 2463 and encodes 820 amino acids.
AUGUCUCCUCCUCUCGUCCAGGACGAGUACCUCAGCGUCGGCGGAAACAGACAUAGCACAGCAGCCGACUGGUCAACAAGCUCAGGAUUGCUCGCCUUUGGCGCCGACCAAAAUGUGGGCAUAUGGUCGCCGCUGAAUGACUCUGGACACGGCAUCUCCGCCCUGCUCUCCGGGCAUACGGGCAAAGUGACGACUGUGAAGUUUCUGAGCCCAGCCCAAGGUGCCUCUGCCGAGCUGUUGGUCUCGGGCAGUGCGAAUGGAGAGAUCGCAGUAUGGAGAAAAGAGACUGCAAAUCAGGAAUGGAGAUGCCUGGUGAAGACCGCGGCGCAUGAAGGCGCUGCCAACGCCAUCGCUUCCUUCAGUGGGAGCAAUAUCCUGGCAACUGGCGGAGCCGACGCAAAAGUGAAACUCUGGAAAGUCCACGAGACAGAAAUCGAAGCCUUGGCCACCCUCUCCCUCAAACCCAGGUUCAUUCCCUUGGCUCUCGCCAUCAGUCCCUUUCCUUCCACGUCUUCUCCCGAGCAUGCUUACUUGGUCGCCGGAGGCACUCGGAACGAUAUCCAAGUAUACGCCAUCGAAGGUCUGUCCUCGACCCCCAAGUUCCAUCACCAUGCCACUCUCACUGGACACGAAGCGUGGGUGCGGUCUCUGGCACUCACACAAGCUCCAGACGGCGGUGCCCUGCUUGCUUCUGCAAGCCAGGACAAAUAUGUCCGUCUCUGGCGCUUUCAACUGGGAGGCAGCAAACCCACAAAUCAACUCGCCGAGCUGAACGGAGUCUCUGCCGUAAGUGGUACGUUAUCAGCAAAGACCCAGACCGUGGCCGCUGGGGAACACAAAUACUCCAUCACGUUUGAGGCAUUACUUCUCGGCCACGAAGACUGGAUCUAUUCCGCUGCAUGGAGCCCCACUAGCUCCCAACUCCUCACCGCGUCGGCCGACGGAUCUCUUUCGAUAUGGGAGCCGGAGCCGUCGUCCGGAAUAUGGAUCAGCAUGUCUCGGCUGGGAGAGAUCAGUGCGGCAAAGGGGGCCACUACUGCGACCGGCUCUGCCGGCGGCUUCUGGACUGGGCUAUGGGGACCUGACGGCAAGACUGUCACUUGUCUCGGCCGGACGGGCAGCUGGCGACUGUGGCAGUACGACGAGACGUCGCAGUUCUGGACACAAAGGUUUGGUAUCAGCGGACACACCAACUCGGUCAACGGGAUCUGCUGGGCCCCUGACGGAAGCUAUCUCCUUUCCACCAGUUCCGAUCAGACAACCAGGCUUCACGCAGAGUGGAAAAGGGGCGCGAAACGGAGCUGGCACGAAUUCUCGCGGCCUCAGAUCCACGGAUACGACCUCAACUGCAUCGCGAGCACGACACCGUAUCAGUUCUCUUCCGGCGCGGAUGAGAAGCUGUUGCGCAUUUUCAACGAACCAAGGGAUAUCGCCAACAUGCUCCAUCGACUAUGUCGGAUCGCAUUGCCCCUGGAAUUGGCCGAAAUGCCCGACACUGCUGCGAUUCCUGUGCUGGGUCUGUCGAAUAAGGCUAUGGACGACAGCGAGGAGAUGGGGGGCGAUGCUGCGAACGACGCCCUGGAGACAACCGCUACGUCUAACGGACUCGGGCCUUCGCUGCUUGACAUCCAAGAACCACCGACCGAGGACCUGCUGGCGCGCCACACGCUGUGGCCCGAGCACGAGAAACUGUACGGCCACGGUUCGGAAAUCUCUGAAGCAGCGACACCCGCGGACGGCAGUGUCCUCGCCACGGCCUGCAGGGCGAGCUCGCUCGACCACGCGGUGAUCCGCCUGUACGACACGAGGGACUGGAACGAGAUCAGACCGCCUCUGUCGGCGCACUCGCUCACGGUCACGAGACUUGCAUUCUCCCCACAGAGUCCAGAGUUCCUGCUGAGUGUAGGACGAGAUCGGCAAUGGGCGGUGUUCAAGCGAUCAAGUGAGAAUCCAAGAAGCUGGGGCCGUAUCGCCAUAAACGCCAAGGCGCAUUCGCGGAUGAUUCUCGACGCUACGUGGCUUAUAGGCACGACUGCAAAUCCAAGCUUCGCCACAGCCGGCAGGGACAAACUUGUCAAGCUGUGGUCAAGCAAUGCCGGCAGCGAGAAUGAGACCAGCUUCACAAUGCGCUCCUCGAUCACUCGAAAGGGUCCCGUCACAGCCGUCUCUGCCACCUCUAUCACCACCUCCGACGGAUUCCGCGGUGUCCUCGCGGCUGGCGAGGACGAUGGGACCAUCUCACUACACAGUGUCGACGUGAACGGCGACCUCAAGGUAUUACACACUGUCGAAGUCCCAAGACAUCUCUGCCCCUCAAGGUCAGUCAAUCGACUAGCCUGGCGGCCAACCGGACACGAAGACAGCAGCGAUCAGGAUGAUGGAGACUACCAGCUAUUGGCGGUGGCCUCGGCGGACGGAUCAGUGCGAAUCCUGCGGAUAAAUAUCGCGGCCUUUGGCGAAUGA